GUAAGGUUACACGAUGGCUUCACCUCCACCACUCCGACACCCAGUGCCAACUCAUCCAGCAUAUAUUCCUGAGCCUCCUGCUACGCCAGUUUCUCCAGACGGCUAUCAAAGAUAUGCGUCCUCGCCCAAUCCUCAGCAACAGCCCCAUAACCAACAACCACAGCACUAUUCUCCCCAAGUUCCGCUCCAGCAGCCUCCGGCGUACUUGACUUCACCCUUCCAGCAUAAUCAGCAUCCCCAUGUAUAUCAACAACGACCUCAACAGCAACAAUCAUUUGUGCCGCAACCAGACUUUGCUGCGUGGGGUUUGAACGAUGCCACGACCCAGUUCGGUAUGCAGCUUGGAACCAGUGCAGUUGCGGCCGGUCAAGAAUACGUUCAGAAAAAUUUUGGCGGUAUAAUACCCAUAAGCAGUAUAAAACACCGUUUCAACGUCUCCAACUCAUAUGUUCUACGCAAGCUCAAGUUGAUCGUAUUCCCUUGGACCCACAAGUCCUGGUCUCGUCGUGUUCAUCGCACAGAAAAUGGUCAUACUGAGUGGCAACCCCCGAGAGAGGACGUCAACAGUCCUGAUCUCUAUAUACCUCUCAUGGCGUUUGUAACCUACAUCCUGGUUUCUGCAUUUCACUCAGGUCUCAAUGCUCGUUUUCAUCCGAGAAUUUUGGGAGAGUCAGCCUCUUCGGCUCUAGGCGUCGUUAUCGUCGACUUUCUCUUCGUCUACGUCGGUUGUUAUCUCCUCAACGUACAAAGCUCUGGUCAAGCUGUCGACAUCGUUGCUUACACUGGCUACAAGUUUGUUGGUGUCAUCCUCACCAUUCUAUCCAACUACCCUAACGUCGUCACCCUUUAUUACCUCGUCUUUAUUUACUUUUUCCUUGCCAAUGCCUUGUUCCUCCUCAGGUCAUUACGCUCCUUGGUCUUACCCGAUCCAGCUACUGCCGUCAAUUCCACUGCCACCGGCGGCGUAAGCCCUACAAAUAAAAGGCGAAGAAUCAGCUUCUUGUUCUUAGAGGCGGUCUGUCAAGUUGCCUACAUGUUAUUUUUGGUCAGGGUGUAA
This is a messenger RNA of Marasmius oreades (fairy-ring Marasmius), 1057 nucleotides long. RefSeq lists its product as uncharacterized. NCBI's taxonomy places the organism in Eukaryota, Fungi, Basidiomycota, Agaricomycetes, Agaricales, Marasmiaceae. The record is from RefSeq and is a predicted model, not a curated record. The transcript is spliced from 5 exons. The coding region runs from base 14 to 1057 and encodes 347 amino acids. Gene Ontology annotation, biological process: endoplasmic reticulum to Golgi vesicle-mediated transport. Gene Ontology annotation, cellular component: Golgi membrane; COPII-coated ER to Golgi transport vesicle; endoplasmic reticulum-Golgi intermediate compartment.